Gigantopelta aegis is the source of this 3222-nucleotide messenger RNA. RefSeq names its product peroxisomal acyl-coenzyme A oxidase 3-like. Gene Ontology annotation, cellular component: peroxisome. The record is from RefSeq and is a predicted model, not a curated record. Bases 450 to 2561 code for a protein of 703 amino acids. Lineage: Eukaryota; Metazoa; Mollusca; Gastropoda; Neomphalida; Peltospiridae. The transcript is spliced from 15 exons. Gene Ontology annotation, biological process: fatty acid beta-oxidation using acyl-CoA oxidase; lipid homeostasis. Gene Ontology annotation, molecular function: pristanoyl-CoA oxidase activity; FAD binding; fatty acid binding.
UACAGUGGCAUCGGGGGUGGGGGGGAAUUGAUAAUAGACGGAGCGAGUGGGAAGGGGGUUCUCCUUACUACACGGGUUUUUUGUUUGGUUAUUUUUACUCUUUUUUUUAAUUUAUAUAUUAUUAUUAUUAUUAUUUAUUUUUUUUACGUCGCACGAGCACCGACGUCCCUGUAUCGUAGCUUCAAACGAAAACACUUCGGCAGAUUACGGAUUUGCGAAUUACUGGACUCUGUCGACCGAGACUAGCGUUAUAACAUAUCGAGACUAACAUUUAUCGACAACAAAUCCAUGUGACAAUGUGUAAUAUCAACUUUUGUACUUUGAUCUCGACUCGUAUAUCCUAUCUACUUUUAAAUUGUAAAACGAGAAUUGUUAGUUUACCACUGUAUUCUUUAAUAUAAGCAGAACAGUACUGCUGCGUUAAUUCUGUGAUUGACUGUUUGGCGACGAUGCCAUCUCGUGACGGCCAACACUGGCCACAGACUCAGUCUGAUAAACCCCUGUUGAAAGACUUGCCCCCUGGACCUCUUGAUGUUUACAGAAAGAAAGCUUCGUUUGACUGGAAAUUAAUGAAACUUCAUCUAGAAGGAGAAGACAUAUUACACUUUAAGCAAAAAAUAUGGACUACUCUUCAUGAAGAUCCGUUAUUUGCACGUGACUUUGAAACGCCCCCGCUCAACAUUGUUCGAGAACUUGCCUUUAAGAGGAGUAAAGCUAUCCAUGACUAUAAUUUCCUUUCAGACGAGGAGCUCUUUGGAAAUCCGCUGAAGCAUUUAAUUCAUUCUGAAUGUAUUUACAUGGUCGACCCUUCUGUCGCCACCAAAAUACAGCUCAAUAAUGAGAUGUAUGGAGGAACAUUGGUAUCUAUGGGAUCGGAUAGGCAUAAAGAAUUGGCUGAAAAGUGCAAAACAUUUGAGAAUUACGGUUGUUUUGCUUUGACGGAGAUGAGUCAUGGUAGUAACACGAAGGCCAUGCGUACUACAGCCACAUACGAUCCGUUAACGAAGGAAUUUGUUUUGAACACGCCUGACAUCGAAGCUGCAAAGAUCUGGAUCGGGAACCUGGGAAAGGCGGCGACCCAUGGUGUGGUGUACGCCCAACUGUUCACCCCCGACGGCCAGUGUCACGGGUUACACACGUUUGUUGUGCCCUUGCGUGACCCGAAGACGUUGUUCACAUUACCCGGCCUCACACUGGGGGACAUGGGGGAGAAGAUUGGACUCAACGGCAUUGAUAACGGCUUUUUAGCAUUUGACAUGUACAGAAUUCCUCGAGAAAAUUUGCUGGAUAAAUUUGGUGAUAUCACAGAGGCAGGACACUAUGUGACUCCAUACAAGGAUGCCAACAAGAGAUUCGGUGCAUCCCUUGGGGUUUUGUCAGCAGGUCGAGUUGGCAUCACUGGCUUUGGUGCUACUAACAUGAAACUAGCUCUGGUUAUAGCCAUCCGGUACUCAGCCGUCAGACACCAGUUUGGACCAACAGACAAGGAAAUUCCUGUCUUAGAAUACCAGCUGCAACAAUGGCGUCUUCUUCCAUAUUUAGCCGCAGCAUUUGGUAUGGAACUCUUCUCACAUUCGUUUUUCUUAGACUAUGUGUCUCUGCGGAUUGGGAUGAUGAUGGGAGACAACUCUGAGAGGCAGGCUGAGCUAGGACGUGAGAUUCAUGCUUUGUCGUGUGCUAGUAAACCCGUCUCAGGCUGGCUGGCACGAGACUGCAUACAGGAAUGUCGGGAGGCCUGUGGUGGACACGGCUAUUUUAAAGUAAACCGGCUAGGCGAUCUUCGGAACGAUCACGACCCGAAUUUGACCUACGAGGGAGACAACAACGUCAUAUUGCAGCAGACCAGUAACUAUCUGCUCGGUAUGCUGGAGGUGGCCAGGCAGACGAAAGGAAAACCUCUAGAAACUCCACUGGGCAGCGUCCAGUUUCUGGGCAGACUGGAUAAGAUUCUUUUGUCCAGAUUCAUGUGCCAGACCGUGGCUGAUUGUUUACAGCCUUCAGUGGUUGUGGAUGCUUACAAGUGGCUCGUGUGCUAUCUGCUGGUUGAGAGCGCUUCACGGCUUCAGGAGCAGCUAGCAGCGGGUAAAGAUUCCUUCACCGCCCGCAACGACAGCCAGGCCUACUACUCCAGAUCUCUCUCCCUAGCUUAUAUUGAGCACAUAGUGUUGGAGAGGUACACCGCCCUGAUAGAGGAGACAAAUGGUGUAGCCACGCCGGCUAAUCUGAAACCAGUUUUACGCAGGAUGUGUCUUCUGUACGGGCUGUGGAGUAUGGAGAAACAUCUGACCACGUUCUACCAGGGUGGUUACAUUAGUGGAAGUAAUCCACCUCGAAUGAUCCGUGAAGCUAUUCUGCAAUUGUGUCGAGAACUAAAGGAUGAUGCUGUAGCUUUGGUUGAUGUGAUUGCUCCACCAGACUGGGUGCUACACUCUCCGAUUGGGACCUCUGACGGGCAGGUUUACAAACAUCUAUACAGUGCCAUGAUUCAGGGACCAGAUGUCUUCAGAAGACCAACUUGGUGGAAGGAUUUUGUGAAGAAACCAGCCCAGGCGAAAUUGUGAUCAGUGUGAAAGUUCAGUUUCAGAAAAUUUGAAAGACAUUCACUUUGUGAAAACAGCAAAACCCACCUCGUAUACUGGUAUAACCAGUUUCAUUUACAUGGUUAUUACCAAGUUGAAUAAUGGUGCAGUUACAUGAAUGAUGGUUACAUAAUGACUUUUCAAUCAGCAUUUUGUGGGGAGGGGGGUAAUUCACCUUUUAUUGAACACAGCCAAAGAGCAUUGUAUAACUUAAUCGCAUAUCCUGUUCACCAUUCGUUUCUGACUUUUUUAAUGCAUUUUUAUUACCUCUUCAAGGAUUAUUUUUGUGAUAAUGACUGCAUUUGUUUAAUUUCUCUGAUCAAAAAUUACUUUCUAGGUCUGAAAAAUAACAUUUUCCAAUUCCAUGACUUUCCAGGUUUUCCAUGACCUGUAUGAAAGUCUGUUAUCUGUGGACUCGGUUCCCACCAUGGGUCAGAGGAAACAAUUGUCAAGGAGAAUUAACUAAUGACAUGAGAUGGAGACACAUUUCUAGUCAUGUUUUUUUACAGAAUGUUAAUGUGCUUAUAUCUUAAAAAAAUUAACCUGGUGCAAACAAGAUGUCAAAGGAAAGACAAUCAUGUUUGAAAAGUUUAUAUUGUAGUAGUUUUAUAUUGUAUGUGCCAUAAAUAAAUUAAACCUCAAA